UUUUGCGGUCCGCCAUAAUAGCAUAGAAGAAGAAGUAAACGGAAGUGAACGGUGAUCAAGAAUCAUUUCCACGUUAGGGUUUUGUUAUUUCAAAGUUUUUAUUAACACCCUGGAACUCAAUAUGACAAAUUUCACUACACAGCAUCACACACCUACCAUAAGUAGUGUUUAGUUCGCGUUGGAGACAAGACUUGGUUGAUAGAUGAUAUCUAGGUAACUCUAGAUAGCUAGAUGCUAACAAUGGCUAACUGUAACGGAAUGGUUUUUCACACUCAAAUAGCCUCCAUCAUGGAGGUGCUAGCAAAUGCAGCUGUGGUAGAGAUCUGUAAACUCGUAGACGACGACUAUGCAGUGUUUCGUUUGGAAAUAACUCAAAGCCAAAAAGAAAACAGGUCAUUGCGGAGGAAACUACAGCUCCUGGAACUGAAGGUGGCACGAGAGCGCACAGAGAGGACAAUGCGAGAGCGCGUCUUCGCCAGUCGUCCCAGUACUUUCAACAUCCUAGACCGAUACAGAGGAAUUGCAAGAGGUGAAGGACAUCUCACUGGAGGCCACAGGAGCUUUGUGAAGCCAGCUGGACACAAUAAAUGGAGAGAUGACCAACCAAUCACUGUUGAUGAGAGGAGGGGAACUUCAACCCAGCAUGUUAUUGUGAUAGAGUCUGCAGAUGCAGAGGCUGCAGGUCCUGGGGUCAAGCAGGAGAUGACUGAAGGAGUGGAGGACCCAUGGCACAGCGGAGACGUCCAGACUGGCGCGGCAGGAGAGUCCCCUGUAGCCACAGAGGACCCCACCACCACCCCAGCGCAGCCCAGGACCAGACACAGCAUCACGGAGGAGGAGGAGAGUCCAGAGGUGCUGCUGGUGAAGGAGGAGGGGUGUGAGGAGAGUCUGGGGAACCCUGAGGGGACCAUGGUCAUGGAGGACAACCAGACUACACCUCCUCCUGAACCCACAGAGGAACCAGCUGAGCAGCACAGGACCACAUACAGUCACACUGAGUCAGUAGACAUGGAGGAUGGGAAGCCUGAUCUGCUGCUGGUCAAAGAGGAGACGAUAGAAGACGAACCAGAGAGCAUUGAUCUGCUGAGUGGAGUAAAGAUGGGGGAGCAAGAUGGUUGGCCUGAGGCUAACAGAGGAGCCUGGGCAGUCAUCUUGAAUUCCCAGACCCAGACGGGUGCAGCCAAGGGCCCGGGGGAUAACAUCACUGAGCAGGGCAGAACCAGAGGUGACAUAGUGGAGUCUGCAGUCCAUGAAGACCUGAGGAUAUCUGGUGUUGCUGGCAGGAGAGACUGGGCCUCUGAGGUGGCUGGUCACAAGCCCUGGCUCCUGAUCAGGACCCUGAAUCAGGAGCCGUCGCUCUUCCUUCCCGAGUCGGAACGGGGACCGAAUCGCGAGGUACAGAGACUCCACCAAUACACAGAACACAAUCAGUGGACAGGUGGACUGAACAACCUCAGUCCAGGUGGUCAUCAGAGAGACAGAGGCUCCAGUCAGGGAUCCAGUCUGCAGCCCAGACCCUUCUCUCCACAGUCUCAGUGCAGGGAUGAAGCAGGGCCUGGAGCUGAUAGAGAUAGACCCUCCUGUUCCUAUGAUACAAACACCACAGUAUCCAUGAUGGACAGAGCAGGUCACCCUGGGCUUCAGCCUUCAGAGAGAGUAGUGGGAGACCCCCCUGGUGGUAGUCUAGCAGCAAGUCUGUCUUCUCCUUUAGGGUCUUGUCUAAUGCCUGGUGACUGGGUUAAUAGAAGUCCUGGACCUGGAUCUAGCCUUCCUCAAUUACCUCAUGGUUACCCCACCAAUACAGACAGGGUCAGGAUGGGCGUUCACCACAAGAGGUACCUAACCUAUAACACAACACACAAUCCCAACAACACCCAACCAAUGGCUAGAGGUCAAGGAGGGAGCUCAAAGACUAACCACAUGAGGGUGGUGGCUCCUGCUUCUACCUCCUCUGGUGUCAUUGGAUCACAACGUGGGAGGCCGAGCGUUAGCACGGACGAAGAAAAGCCAUACACCUGCCCCACUUGUGGGAAACGCUUUGCUAAGGCGACCUAUGUGAAGAAGCACCAGACCAUUCACAUCAAGGAGAAGCCCUUCAAGUGUAAGCUAUGUUACAAGAGCUUCUCAUUCCUGAGUUACCUUAUCAGACAUAGGAGUGUCCACAACAGGGAGAAAUCAUAGCAGUGUGUCUUGAGAUGUACACAGGCGAUAUCUGGAAACAAUUAUUUAGCUGAAAUAUUAUAUUUCACAUGUGAAAUGUCCUGGAGUUUUGGGGGGAUUACCAAGUCCCUCAGUUGAGCAUCUGGGUAAACUCACAUUCUCACAUGUUACAGACAUGUUGUUUGGUGUGCUGGCAUAGCCAAAACACUGUCAUGUUACUGAAGAGUAACACUAUAUUCCCCCUCUGAAUUUGGUUUUGCCUAUGUUCUAUUCAUAAUAAUAUGUCCCUCUUUUUUUUAUUUUUACAACUGUUAUAAUACCCCCCACACACACACGCACAAUCAGGUUGUACCUGUUCCUUUAUUUACUAAAAAUAGGUGAUCAAAAUACACCCUCUUUUUAUAACAGCUUUAUAACAAGCCAAGUCUGCUGAGAUGACAUAACCCCAAGGUCAUGCUUUCAUCGAGGAAGAGGUCCAAAAACAACCUCUACUGUGGCACUUUCCCCUAUAGCCCUCCCAUGGCACUGGGUAGUAGGUUGGACUUCUCCCUAAUCAGAUAUUUGUCAUCCUCCCCUCUAUCAACGUUCAUCUCCCAUGUCUUUUAUGUGCAUUAUUGUUAUGCAUCUUCCAUGGUUGUCGCAAACAUUGCCACUCAAUAAUUGACUUCCUCAGCCACACAAAUCAUUGCCUGACGAAUCAAACUGAAUUGUUCCGCUGUUCUAUCGUUCGCUACAUAUUCAGUCUGAGACUGCCAUCAUUGAAGUCGUUUGUGGUGACGUCAAAAUGAGGAGUGUUUCAUAAAACAAAGUCAUCAGCGAUUGGAUCAUUUCUAACCAGUCAGUAUCAAAGACAAUGAUGAAUUUUCAAAACGCAGCUUUACCCAAUGUGUGUUCUGGCUCAGGCCCAACCCAUCAGUUUCUGGGGCUAAUCAGAACAGAUAGAAUGUGUUUGCGUUUUAGGAAUUGUCAGGGAGGUACUCAGAUCCAGACUCAAUGCGGAGCGUUUGGCAUAGCGUUUGGGUAGCCAGGCAAAACAAGUCACACUCAAAGUUAGCUGUAUUUAUACUGACGUACGUCACCGUGUCAAAUGGCCUGAAGGCUUAAGGUCGUGUGAUGCCUGGGGUAGAAUAUUAAACAUGAACGAAUGUGCACCUGUACUUGAGAUUGCAGAGUGACUGGAUGGCUCUUCAAACUGCUUAGGAGGGUAAUUAACCACAUGCCCCUCAUUAACCCUUUGUUAACUUGUCCUUUGAAAUGGGUUUGCGUAAACUGUUUUCAGAGACAGUAAUCCGAAGCUAGAACAAGGACAGUUGAAUAGUUACCUUACUGAGGUGAUGUAGAUGUAAUAAAAUGUUUGUUCAACUAUGUUCUUGCUAACACACUGUUCUUUCUAAACAAUUCUGCUCUGAGUUUGAAAGAUACUGUAGUUAUCAUGAAGAGGAUUUUUUCAUUAAUAAUUAGGAGCCCAAUUAGCCGACACCAAUGGCGAAAGCUAGUCUUACCGGCGUCCAACACAAUGAAAAAGACAUUAGACAAAAGACAAUUUACAUACAUUAACGUGUGUGUGUGUGUGCAUUAAUCAGUUACACACGUCAAUACAUCCACACAACAAGUUGGUGACAUGGGGGAGAGGCGUUGUGUCGUGAGGUGUUGAUUUAUAUGUUUUUUGAUAACCAGGUUUGCUGUUCACUUGCGCUGUAUGAAAUUGAAUGUUCCAUGCAAUCCCGUCUCUGUAUAAUACUGUACGUUUCCUUAAAUUUGUUCUGGACCUGGGGACUGAAAAUAACCAUGGUGGUAUGUCUGGUGUGGUAAGUUUGCAUGUGUCAGUGCGGUGUGUAAGUUCACUAUGCAGACAAUUUGGAAUUUUGUUACACAUUCAUGUUUGUUAUAAAAAACAAGAAGUGAUGCAGUCAUUCCUCAACUCUUAGACAAGAGAGACAGGUAAGAGUAUUGAUAUUAGCCCUCCGAUUACAAUGAAGAGCAAAAAGUGCCACUGUUCUGGGCCAGCUGCAGCUUAAACCUGUUGGGGCUAGGGGGCAGUAUUUGCACGGCCGGAUAAAAAACGUACCCGAUUUAAUCUGGUUACUACU
Messenger RNA from Salmo salar (Atlantic salmon), 4250 nucleotides. Lineage: Eukaryota; Metazoa; Chordata; Actinopteri; Salmoniformes; Salmonidae. The record is from RefSeq and is a predicted model, not a curated record.